AUGCGUGUGAUGGUUAGCGGCAACGGCAGAGUACGAGGAAGACGUCGCCGCCGGGGUGGUCUCGGCGGGGUUGGUGCGCUCGGUAGUGGCGAUGGUUUGGCGGGCGGUCUUGGUAGAUCUGACCCCUCGGGGAUGCCUUCACGUUGGUACACUCUUUUGGCGCUUCCAUUCCCCGACCAGCACCUCGGGCGCCGUGAUCUCACUGCUCGUCGGACUGCUGAUCACCCUUACUCUUUCAACCUCUCAGCGGCUCAUCGCGCUGGCUAUUUUUCUAAUCCUUCUUUAUAA
Molecule: messenger RNA, 288 nt
Organism: Cotesia congregata
Lineage: Eukaryota; Metazoa; Arthropoda; Insecta; Hymenoptera; Braconidae
Source: the annotation of a GenBank genome assembly